AUGGACGACGCUUUGGCUGCCGAUGAAGCUGCAAUCCAGAAGCAAAUUCAGGAUAUCGAAGGUCAGAUUGCCGCUAUCUCUCUUGAACUCGGUGACAAGACUGUGGACAAGGAAGAUGGUGUGUCCAUCGAAGUCCCGACUCCGAGCACAGUUCCAGGAGAUACUUCAGAGGCCACUUCUGAUGCUUCGGAACCUACUUCAGGAUCAGCACGUCCAAAGGACUUUGAAUAUGAGAACGCAGUUGAUGAUGGGUACUACUUUGUGGGUGAUGGACCACAAGAUGAUGAAGUAGCUGUUCAUGACCUUUCCGUCCAACUGGCUCUUGCGCUUGGAGGGGACCUCAAAAUGAAGGAAGAAUCACUUGACACAGAUCAGGGGCCAGUUGCCGAUACUUUGGAUGGUGAAUGCAACCCAGCCCCAGACUCGAAACCGACUAAAUCCCGGCUCACCCGUCGUGAGCUUCUCCGCAAUGCUGCUAAAGCUAGGAUUCGGAGAAUGGUCGCCAACAAGAAGAAACGGAGUGAUUUGCAGUGCCCUCCAUGGCUGAAAGCUGAAUGGGAGAAAGGAACUGAGCAAAAGGAGAACAUGGCCGCAUGCCUUCAGGCAGUCAACUGGGACAAGGCCAAAUUCAUAGAUGAAAUGGAAAGGGUCGUGACUUCCCGCAAGAAGAUCAUAGUGAAGAAGGAGGAAGGUUGGUAUUCCGAAGCCGAGAUGAAAUCUGACUUAUGUUGGCAGCAGUCGCGAGUGACCGGAGCAAAGGCCUACUGCACGGAUCCAAAACGGCAUGCCACCCAUACCCGGACAAACGUAUAUGACAAUAUUGUGGAGUAUUGGGUGACAGUUCGAGAACAUGGAGCCUACGAAGAGGAACAUGAAAUUUUGGAAAGAAAGAAGUCGACUCGGAAGGCAGAUGAGGCUGUCGAGAUUUCCCCCGGUACUUUUGGCCAAGUCCAAGCCCUAAUGGAUCGCGGAGCCCUUGAUGGGGCGGAUGAUGCGAACAAGGAAUUGCCCGAUGGAAAAGUUGCUGAGAACAAAGCGCACUUCAAGCGAUUCAUGGACUCCGUCCUUACCAAAUCCACGAAGCUGAAGGGACUUGUGAAGGACUUGAGGGACAAUUAUGAGAAUGACACCGCGAAGCAGUACAUCAGCCAGCUUGAACAACAUGUCUCGAAGCUUGAGAAGGAAUACGAUGUGUUGACAGAGACCAUGGCCAAAGGGGAGAAUUCCAAGUAUGAUGCUGCGUGGUGGAAUCUGGCCCAUGAGGCCAUGAAAAAGGUGACUUUUGUGUCCAGUCGGGCCACUGCCGAAGAGCAGAAAGUGCGGUUCGGACCUCAACACAUUCCAGGUGCAUGCACGUCAGUGCCCAUGCUAUUCUCGCCCAGGAAAUCCAAACAGUUUCUGACCAAGAUGUCCAGCCCUGGUGCUGGCCCUGGCCUCCGACGCUUUGUCCAUGAAAUUGGCGAAGGGGUGGCAUGCGCAGUGGCAAUUCGUACUGCCAAAGCAGUCGUGGAGGAGGUCCCUAGCGCUGCCCAAAGCAGUGUGGCAUCUCUAGCCGCAUGUCGUGAAAACAACAGUGAGAGAGACACAGGGCGUGUAGCAAAAAGAUUCGGUUUGAAGCUGCCUAUUCCUUUGUGCAGAGUUCAGCUUGGGAGCGAUGAGAUUCCUUUCCUGAAAAUGAGUGACUGGGCUACUUUCAUCCUUCAGGCCCAUCUCUGGCACAGGCUGUGUGGCUUGACAGAUCGUGACCAACAGCGAUGUUGCGACAUUUGGCAAUCUUUCUGGACUAGGUACCAGAAAAUCGAGCCGAACCAUCCAAUUUACAAGCGCCCUGGCCACGAUUUGUCGAGAACUUGUGCACUCUUGCUGCACGGAGAUGAGGGAAGGUCUUUGCGGAAAUCAGCUCUGAUGGUUAUAUCAACCCAUUCCAUUUUGGGUUUUGGGCUUUCAACUUCCAAGCAUGAGAAGAAAUCGAAGCGCUUGGCUCAGAAACUCAAUUAUGAACAGCCUACUUGGACAACCCGAUUUUUGCUUUCAGUUCUUCCAAAGAGCUACUACAGUGAAGAAGACGAUGCUGCUUUGGAUUCCGAUCCUUUCCAGGACCUGAUGGAUGCGAUUUGCAUUGAUUUACGGAGCUUGUAUGACAACGGGAUAGAAACCAAGGAUGGUCGUUUCUAUUUCUGCGUUGUCAAAGUGAUGGGCGAUUGGCCAUUCAUACAAAAAUGUGGAUCACUAUCCCGUACAUUCAUGAACAUCUCCAAGGCUGCCAGUAGCCGUGCCCCUCCGAAGGGCAUUUGCCACUUGUGUUGCGCUGACAUGACAGGCGUUGAGUGGGAAAACUUCCACAUCCGUCCUCCAACUUGGGUUCCGACAGUGAAUACU
Messenger RNA from Cladocopium goreaui, 2379 nucleotides. Lineage: Eukaryota; Dinophyceae; Suessiales; Symbiodiniaceae. The record is from the annotation of a GenBank genome assembly.